UCCUAGCAAUGCAUCGUGACUCUUGUCCACUGGACUGCAAGGUUUACGUGGGUAACCUUGGCAACAAUGGCAACAAAACUGAACUAGAGCGAGCUUUUGGCUACUAUGGACCACUGCGCAGUGUAUGGGUGGCAAGAAAUCCUCCUGGCUUUGCCUUUGUGGAAUUUGAGGAUCCACGAGAUGCAGCUGAUGCAGUGAGAGAGCUAGAUGGAAGAACCCUCUGUGGGUGUCGUGUCAGGGUGGAGCUCUCCAAUGGUGAGAAGCGGAGUCGGAACCGUGGUCCACCCCCAUCCUGGGGCCGGCGUCCUCGAGACGACUACCGCAGAAGGAGUCCUCCUCCUCGCCGCAGAUCACCGCGAAGGAGAAGCUUCUCUCGUAGCCGCAGCAGGUCCCUCUCCAGAGACAGAAGAAGAGAGAGAUCACUCUCACGGGAGAGGAACCACAAGCCCUCUCGUUCCUUUUCCAGGUCUCGCAGUCGCUCCAGGUCAAAUGAGAGGAAAUAGGACUGUGAGAAGGAGCUGUGUACAGGAAGCCCUUAGAUCUGAGGACAGGAGGAGUAUGUACAGAACAUUGUUUUGUUUUGAAACUUCAUAAAGCUUGGUGCAUUUUUAAAAUGUUUUAGCUGUUGAACUCGCUUUGUUCCUUGUAUCUUGUAACAGGUGGCAGAUGUAAAGAUGUGAAUCUGUAUAUGGUUCUGAGCAGAUCAUAUGAUUUGUAAUAAGCCCUUUACAAUGUACCAUUACA
Messenger RNA from Nestor notabilis (Kea), 744 nucleotides. It is a transcript of the gene SRSF3, whose product is annotated as serine/arginine-rich splicing factor 3. Lineage: Eukaryota; Metazoa; Chordata; Aves; Psittaciformes; Psittacidae. Gene Ontology annotation, molecular function: RNA binding. The record is from RefSeq and is a predicted model, not a curated record. The coding region runs from base 9 to 503 and encodes 164 amino acids. Gene Ontology annotation, biological process: mRNA splicing, via spliceosome. Gene Ontology annotation, cellular component: nuclear speck. The transcript has 5 exons.